Eutrema salsugineum is the source of this 2696-nucleotide messenger RNA. RefSeq lists its product as uncharacterized. The transcript has 4 exons. Lineage: Eukaryota; Viridiplantae; Streptophyta; Magnoliopsida; Brassicales; Brassicaceae. The coding region runs from base 292 to 2574 and encodes 760 amino acids. The record is from RefSeq and is a predicted model, not a curated record.
ACGAGACACAACAGUAUCACAUUAUUUUCACAUUCCUCUUGCUUCUCAAAACCUACCUGUAUUCUCUCACUCAUAAUUUUGUUCUUCUUUUAAUUUGAUUUCAUUAUUUAUUUCUCUUUCUUCUGCUUUGUAUCUCUCCCAGGCCAUAAUAUUAAUUAGUUGUCUCUCUGCGUUUGCAAUUUGUAAAUCAUCUCGUUGGAAUCCACAAUCCAAAUUUGCUUCUCUUCUCUCUUCUCUCUGAGAUCUGACGUCUUCUCCAGUGUGUAGAUCCGUCGGUGAUGCGCUUCAGUGAUGGCGAAUCUAGUGCCCGGUGUUUUGCUCAAGCUUCUCCAGCACAUGAACACCGACGUCAAAAUCGCCGGAGAACACAGGUCCUCUCUCUUACAAGUCGUCAGUAUCGUGCCUGCCCUAGCCGGAGGAGAGCUUUUCCCUAACCAGGGCUUCUAUCUCAAAGUCUCUGAUUCCUCUCACGCCACUUACGUCUCUCUUCCUGAUGAACACGAUGACUUGAUUCUUAGCGAUAAGCUCCAAUUAGGUCAGUUUAUCCAUGUCGAUAGGGUCGAAUCCUCCUCCCCUGUCCCGAUUCUCCGUGGUGUUAGGCCCAUUCCUGGUAGGCAUCCCUGUCUUGGCACUCCUGAAGAUAUCGUAGCUACUCACUCUCUAGGGUUCCUCACUGAUGACAAGGUUAGUGAUAAUGGUGCUGUUGGUAAUUGCAAUGGCUCAUUGAGUUCGAAACAGAAAGAGAGAGUUAAGGCAGCUUCCAAAGGAGGAGGAGUGGUUUCUAAUGGGAGUGGGAAUGAGGUUGAGAGACCACUAGGGAAUAGACUGAGCGUUAGCAUUUCUAGGGAAGAUUCUUCUGAGGGUAAGAAGCCGUCUGCUCUAUUCCGAGCGAAAUCUGCUAAAUCGGGUUUGAUUUUGGAUGUAAGGAAGGAAUCUUUGGGGAAGUUGAAGACUUCUUCAGGUUCAAAGUCAAUCCCUUCUUCCCCCACGAGCUGUUACUCACUGCCUACUUCUUUUGCAAAGUUUGCAAAUGGGAUUAAGCAGCAGCAGCAGGUGAAGCCAAAGGUAUUGGAGAAAGGUUCUCCUAGGAUGGGUUUAUCUGAGAAGGGACGGUCUCUUCUCAAAGUGGAGAGUCCGAAUGUCGGCAAAAAGCUUCCCAUGAUUAAGAACUUCGUGCAGGGGAUUGAGUUUGGAGCCAAGGCGUUGAGGAAAAGCUGGGAAGGGAAUUUAGAUAUCAGGAGUUCAGAUAGCACAAAAAUGAAGCUUGCCAAACGUGAUUCAACCCCUGAUGCACGAAGUUUAACAGCUCCGCGGAAAAGCACAUCAAGUGAGAAGUUGCCAAGCAAACAGGAGAGGGCUAAUGCAUUUGCAAAAUCAUCUAAGGAUCACAAUAAGAUUCAGUCAACCAAGAAAAUCGAGACAACCGGAAUAUUGGACACCAAAGAUAAAACGAGUAGACCGAAAUCUACGUCCGUGGAUAAGAAAUCUACUGCGGAGAAUGGAUUGCCUGGGAAUUUGGUCAAAGUCCCUGUUAAUGGUAAAAGAUUAGCGGCUGCCACUAUCCAAUGGGGUUCACUCCCUUCAUCUCUUUCGAGGCUAGGACAGGAAGUCUUGAGGCAUAGAGAUGCUGCUCAAGUUGUUGCUAUAGAGGCCAUGCAAGAAGCCUCUGCUUCGGAGAGCUUACUUCAAUGCCUCGUUAUGUACAACGAUCUUAUGUCAACGGCGAAGGAAGAUGAUCCAUUGCCAGUCGUCGAGCAGUUCUUGAAGCUCCAUUCCGGUUUGAGGAAUGUUCAGAAUAUAACAGAGUCACUGUCUAGAUUAAUUUCUGCGACAUCUUCCCCAGAAUAUGAAGAAAACAGAUCUGAGGAAGCUGUAAAAGCGGCAUCGGAAAAGCAGAAAUUGGCAGCCUCCUGGGUCCAAGCUGCAUUAAUCACUAACUUAUCGGCGUUCUCUGUCUACUCCAGCAAACCAGCCAAACCAGCCGCCUCCAGGAGCAAACCUGUGAUCAUAAUCGAGAACCCGGGUAAUAAUUCCAGCGGUAAAACCCGUGGGAAUGUCCAAAACCGGCCAACGAUUGGAUCUAAACUCGUGGCACAAGGCAUGAUCCGCAAACACAGGGAGAACAGUAGUAGCCAAAAGGCCACCACAGUAGCAGGAUCAGAGUCUCCACCGCUAAACUGGGUGAAAGGGAAUGGUCUGAACGAGGCAACUGAUCUGGCAGAGAAGUUGCAAAUGGUUUCUCAAGAUUGGUUUUUGGGUUUCGUAGAGAGAUUCUUGGACGCGGACGUGGUGGAGACAUCUUCGAAUCUGAAUCUGUCUGAUAACGGGCAGAUCGCAGGGAUGCUGUCGCAGCUGAAGAGCGUGAAUGAUUGGUUAGACGAGAUUGGGUCGAAAGAAGAUGGAGAAGGAUUACAAGAAGUCUCAAAGGAAACAAUCGAUCGAUUACGAAAGAAGAUCUACGAGUAUCUUCUCACACAUGUGGAGUCGGCAGCUGCAGCACUUGGUGGUGGUGGUGGUGGUGGCUCGGUCUCUUCUCCGAGACCCAAACCAAUCGAAACCAAAGCAAAAAGAUAAAUGAUGAAAGCUUUUUACUUGUUUUUUCUUUUUGUAUAUAUGAAAAUUGGCGGCCAAAUUCUUCUGUAUAAUUCCGACGUCACUAAGAUGAAGCUUACCGACAUGAAAUGUUGGUAUUUUUA